Ipomoea nil (Japanese morning glory) is the source of this 1080-nucleotide messenger RNA. RefSeq lists its product as uncharacterized. Gene Ontology annotation, molecular function: nucleic acid binding; RNA-DNA hybrid ribonuclease activity. NCBI's taxonomy places the organism in Eukaryota, Viridiplantae, Streptophyta, Magnoliopsida, Solanales, Convolvulaceae. The transcript has 2 exons. The record is from RefSeq and is a predicted model, not a curated record. Bases 1 to 1080 code for a protein of 359 amino acids.
AUGCCACCACAACUCGCCGAUGCACGAGUUUUUGGAUUAAUUGACCAAGAGACGGGGACAUGGGAUACUUCCAUUUUAACGGACAUUUUUGUGCCAGAAGAUGUACCCAGAAUUCUGAAAAUUCCCAUAUCACCAGAUUAUGAAGAUACGUGGUAUUGGCAUGAUGACCCAAGAGGAUUGUACUCUGUGAAAAGUGGUUAUAAGUGUAUUGUUGGCAGGUAUGAUAAUACGAUUACUCCCUUUAAUAGAUGGCAAGUGUUAUGGAAGCUCAAAAUCCCCCCAAAAUGGAAAACCUUUCUAUGGAGAGCUUUGAGUGACAUUCUUCCCACUACUAUGAAUCUGCGAAACAAGAGAGUUGAUAUUGAGCCUAGUUGUGCUAUGUGUGGAGUGUUAUAUGAAGAUACCAUGCAUGCCCUGGUCACGUGUGACUAUGCCAAGGCUGUAUGGGGGCAAGCUAACCUCCCAAUCCCUAUUAUCCAGACGAAUAUUUUUAAUGAAUGGUUUAAUAUGAUUUUGGAUAAUUUGGACACUGAUGGUCUGGUGUAUGCAGCUGCAAUCUUAUACCAUAUUUGGAGAGCAAGAAACAAUGCCGUUUGGGACGCCUAUAUGCCGAUGCCGAAGAAGACGCUAAGGACGGCCACCAUCACGAUGAAGGCAUGGUGCGCCGUGCACCGUGGAACCGAGAGCAACCCUGCACCGCCGCACACCAAUACAGUCACGGCCACGCCAGGGCAACACACUCGCAGGUGUUAUGUGGAUGCGAGUUAUCACCAUGCCACGAAUACGGCCUCGGUAGGUGCAGUUCUUUUGAAUGGAAACGGACAAUAUAUCUCUGCCUAUGUCUCUUCACUUCCAAAUUGUUUCUCGUCUCUUAUGGCGGAAGCAUUGGCAUGCAAGGAAGCUUUGUCUUGGCUAAAGAAUCGUGGAGAGGAAAGCUUGGAAUUACUCACGGACUUUGUUUUUAUUCCUAGAUCAGAAAACUAUUUAGCACAUGCUUUAGCUACUUCAGUUGUUAGUCAAACUUCAGCUAUGUACUGGGAUGCGAACCCACCAGCACAAAUCUCGCAUUAUUUUGAAUAA